AUGUUAAUUUCAUCCAUCUAUACUAUAUGCCUAUUCAUCAUCACUUCAGUCCUAGCUAUUCCACCAAAGGAAGGAAGUGAUAGUGACCCGGCAAAGCAAUACUUGGUGACGGAUCUACCAGGGCUCCACGAAAAUAUUGACGAUGAUUUCAAGCCUAUAAUGUAUGCUGGCCAAGUCGAGCUUUUUCCCGAAAACAAUACAAUGUACUUUUUCUGGAAGUUCACCGACCCCAAGAAAUCAACCGACUCGGCAUACUCCAAACGAUCAAUCUUUUGGCUUAAUGGAGGACCAGGCUGCUCAUCGAUGGAUGGCGCUUUACUUGAAACCGGGCCUUUUAGAAUUAACCAAGAUGAAAAAGUUGUUAUGAAUAAUGGAUCCUGGCACAAGGCCGGAGAUGUGGUUUACGUUGACCAACCAGCUGGCACGGGAUUCAGCUAUACCGACCAAGGGAAAUGGCUUCACGAUUUGCCAGAUAUGGCUUUUUAUUUUCUAAAGUUUAUGGAGAAGUAUUAUGAGAUUUACCCCGAGGAGAUUGAUAAUGAUAUUUACUUUGCUGGCGAAUCCUAUGCCGGACAAUAUAUCCCAUACAUUGCAGACGCCAUCCUUAAAAGAAAUGCAAAAUUGGAAGAAGGACAAAAGAAAUAUAAUUUGAAAUCACUUUUGAUUGGAAAUGGCUGGGUGUCGCCAAAUGAACAAAGCUUAUCUUACUUGCCAUUUUUCAUUGAGAACAAAUUGAUCGACAAGGAAAAUCCCAGAUGGAUGGAGUUACUUGGAGACCACGAGAAAUGCCAACGAAUAGUUGAUGGUAUUGACAGCAAAUUCGACGACAAGGAAUUGAACCCAGCUGAGUUGGACUCAAAUUUGUGCGAGGGGAUCUUGACGAAACUCUUAUCGGCUACUGUAAACGGUGAUGGUGCUGAUGAUGAUCAAAGGUGCAUUAAUAUGUACGAUUUCACGUUGAGAGAUUCGUGGCCUGGAUGCGGAAUAAACUGGCCUUUUGAACUUAAAUACGUGACUCCUUUUUUGAGAAAUGAUGAAGUCAAGCAUGAUUUGAAUUUAAGAGUGAUGAAGACAUGGCGUGAGUGUAGUGGUCGAGUAGGAAGAAAUUUUAAUGCUCAGCAUUCAUUCCCCUCGGUGCAUUUGCUUCCUGAUCUUUUGAAACAGGUUCCCAUAAUCUUGUUUAGUGGAAUGAAUGAUAUCAUUUGCAAUUCAAAGGGAACCUUGCAAUAUGUGCUGAAAUUGAAUUGGAAUGGACGCAAAGGAUUCGAAAAUCCAGAUGCUAAGCUUGACUGGAUUCACGAUGAUAAGAAAGUUGGAUAUGUGAUUCAGGAACGGAACUUGACAUUUAUCGAUAUUUACAACUCGAGCCAUAUGGUGCCAUACGAUUUGCCAGAGGUGUCGAGAGCUUUGUUGGAAAUUGCAACUAAUAAUUAUGAUAUUAGGGAUGUUGACGAAACAAACCAAAACCUUGUAACUUAUCCACUUGGUGUCCAAAAGAAGGGUAAGAUUGAGGUAAAUCCUCCAUCUACGCCAUCGUCCAAUGAUGAUUCUACAACAUCAGAAACCAGUGAUUCGCAACCAGAUACUGUGUCAUCGGCUGGUACCUCAGCAGAAGCAGAAACAGAAACAGAGGCAGAACCUACUGUCAACAAAGUUGCGCGUUUGAUCCAACUUGCAGUCAUCCUCAUUGUUAUUUGGGGUCUUUACCUUCUCUAUGCAUCGUGGAGAGCCAGGCCAUCUCCAAUAAUGAAGAAAAAUGGAGGCAAUGGGCGCAAGAAGAAUGUGCAAUGGGCAGAUCAAUUAAGUCGAUUUGAAGAAGAAGCAGACGCGUCGCAACUGAAGGGAUUUUUUGCAAAGACUAUGGAUAGAUUUAGAACUACAGAAGGUCAAGGGUCGUAUGCGAGAGCUCAGAGUGAUGAUUACAUUGAUGAUAUAGAAUUGGGCGAAGGUAUUGGCGAGACUCAACUUGAUGAUUUCAUCAUCGGAAGCGAUGACGAGAGAGAAGGAGAGCUGGAGCAGCCCACUCACAAGAGUGGCAAUAUGGACACAGACACAAAUAAAAACAUGAAAAAUAGCAGCAACGAGAGCAAGAACAAAAAUACAGUAUAG
Molecule: messenger RNA, 2109 nt
Organism: Lodderomyces elongisporus
Lineage: Eukaryota; Fungi; Ascomycota; Pichiomycetes; Serinales; Debaryomycetaceae
Gene: KEX1
Product: serine-type carboxypeptidase
Exons: 1
Coding region: 1-2109 (702 amino acids)
Biological process (GO): proteolysis; apoptotic process
Cellular component (GO): trans-Golgi network
Molecular function (GO): serine-type carboxypeptidase activity
Source: RefSeq, a predicted model, not a curated record